Molecule: messenger RNA, 1055 nt
Organism: Helianthus annuus (common sunflower)
Lineage: Eukaryota; Viridiplantae; Streptophyta; Magnoliopsida; Asterales; Asteraceae
Product: myb-related protein 315
Exons: 3
Coding region: 31-807 (258 amino acids)
Source: RefSeq, a predicted model, not a curated record
CAACGGUUUGGAAGCUUGUUUUGUGUGAUCAUGGGGAGACAACCUUGUUGUGAUCGAGCAGGAUUGAAGAGAGGUCCAUGGACUAUGGAAGAAGAUCGAAAGCUUAUGCAUUUUAUCAUCAACAAUGGCAUUCAAUGUUGGCGAAUGGUUCCUAAGCUUGCAGGUUUGCUAAGAUGCGGGAAAAGCUGUCGAUUAAGAUGGAUUAACUAUUUGAGGCCAGAUCUUAAAAGAGGUACAUUAUCAGAAGCCGAAGAGGAUCAGAUUAUCGAACUUCAUGCUCGUCUUGGUAAUAGGUGGUCUAAGAUAGCCUCACAUUUUCCUGGACGAACAGAUAACGAAAUCAAGAAUCAUUGGAAUACUCGAAUUAAGAAAAAGCUCAAGCUUCUUGGAGUAGACCCAACCACCCACAAACAUAUUGAGGACGAGACGAAACAAGAUUUGGGACCAAAGAAUGAAGAGUUGUGCAACAUUGUGUCAACUAAUGCAAACACGAAUGUGGAUUGUGCCAAGAUAGAGGAAAUGGGACUAAAAAAUGACAUGGACUUUAAGAGUGAUUACAACAUGGUGUGCAAGAACUUUGACCCAAGUGCAUUCACAAACACAAACCAAGACGCAAAUGCAUUCACAAACACAAACCAAGAAAAAUCGACGUUGAUUUCGAAAACCCCCAAUUCUUCCUUUGGGGAAUCCUCUUUAAAUGAAGGAGAUUAUACUUUACAACAAUGGGUUGAUAGUGUAGAUUCUUUGUUGUUAUGGGAUAGUUUCAAUCAACAAGAAGACCUAUUUUUCCUUUUAGGAAACUAUUAGUUGCAAAUGUUCUUUUUUCCUUUUUUAGGAAACUCUUAGUUUUUCCUUUUUUUAGGAGAUUAUUAAUUGCAAAUGUUAUCAUUUUUCAAGGAAAAGGAAUGGACCGGGAAAACAUAAGGAUCGAGCUAAAUUGUUUUACCGACUAUAUAUUCGAGUAUUGUUGUGAACAAAGUAGGAUGUAAUCCUUUUUUCGGUGGUUAUUGUUGACCCAUUCGCAAGUUAAUAUAUAGAGUAAAUUGUUAUUUUCA